AUGGCUACCAAACGCGCGAUGCUGGCUGCAGCUCUUAUUGGAGGAGUAUCUGCCCUGGUAGCGCCAAAGGCCACCGAUACAAUCUGCGGAGCAACCUGCAUCGACGGGGUAGAUGACUGCGGCCAACCAUAUAGACUCUGCUACGAUCCCUGUACUGAAUCAGCUCCUGCACCACCUCCCUGUGUGGCUCCCAUUAUCAAGACCUAUUAUCCAACACCUGUACCAACACCCGCCCCAGGAGAGAUUUUGGAUUGCAGCACAAUCACUGUGUGCGUGGAUGGCAUAAAUAGCUGCGGUAUCCCAUUUAACGACUGUAUUCCAGACUGCAAGCCUUGGAAUAUCUCCACGCCUCCAUGUCCAGCAGAUCUCAAUGCUAUUGUCCCGCGGAGCCGUAAGACUCCACAGAUUCUCCCACGGGGCCCUACCAUCCCGGCGAAAGAAGUGCCGGAACCAACUGCAACACCGGGAUCAACUACAACACCGGGAUCAACUACAACACCAGAGUCAACUGCAACAUCGGGAUCAACUGCAACACCAGGAUCAACUGCAACACCAGAGUCAACUGCAGCGCCGGCGCCGACUACGGUGUCUGAGCCGACUACAACGCCAGAACCGACUACAGUGCCAGAACCGACUACAGUACCUGGAUCGACUACGGUAUCAGCGGACACUUCGACACUGGGAGACGUUGUGCCUUGGAGUGAAGAAGGAUCUCAGUGGUAA
Trichoderma asperellum CBS 433.97 is the source of this 723-nucleotide messenger RNA. RefSeq lists its product as uncharacterized. The record is from RefSeq and is a predicted model, not a curated record. Lineage: Eukaryota; Fungi; Ascomycota; Sordariomycetes; Hypocreales; Hypocreaceae.